AUGCAUUCUCUCCUUUGCUUCACACCACAUAUCGUCUAUCUUCCCGUGCACAAACGUCUUCCAGAAAGCGAAUGUCACACCGUUUGUGCCGAUGAUAAGGUUGGCGCAUGUGGAGACUCUGAGAAAUACCGAGUGAUCACCAUGUAUAGGACAAUUUUUAACCAAAAAUGUUCCGAAAUUCUACAUUCAGACGCCUCCAAGGGCAUAACACCGAUUGCAUAUGAGAAACUGCGCUCCGAGCGGAUUCAGCACAAAUUUGCUCAAAGUUCGGCACAGGGACGAGAUGUGGGUCUGGUUCAAAAAAUUUUAUUCAACAUUUAUUUAUUCAAAACUCUUCUAAUCAUAUUUAUUCCUUAUCGUAAUCCAACCAUUAUUUUUCCUUUCUCAAGUCGCUUUCUUCCCACACGCAUACAAUCUCGUUGUCGAAUGACACCAUGUAUCAUCCAACAAUCCAUGCAUGAAUCCCUUCCACACUUCAUAUGCUGUGACCCCGUUUCUACCGAUGGAAAGAACGACGCAUCCGGAGAUUCCAUAGACUCGAUGUACAUCCUUAUACCCAUAUUCCAACAUAGGAUUUCCUGCUUGCCAUCCGAAUCCAUCCGUACCAUUCUGAGUGUGUCCAUCGGUCCAGUAGAAUGA
Molecule: messenger RNA, 639 nt
Organism: Caenorhabditis remanei
Lineage: Eukaryota; Metazoa; Nematoda; Chromadorea; Rhabditida; Rhabditidae
Exons: 1
Coding region: 1-639 (212 amino acids)
Source: RefSeq, a predicted model, not a curated record